CAACUAACACACACGAAAAAAAUUCUUAAAAAAGAACAACAAUGUGAGAGCCACUAAGAGGAAGCGUGUGGAAACAUUUGAACCGUCUGAAAUGUCGACAACAGACUUUUUGUUCCGCUUCCACCCGGCACGACCGAUCGGUCAUUGAUUGCUUUUGCCGAAAAGAAAAUGUCUGCCUGCGUCGCUCUCUGUAGCUGAUCUGAGAACAGUUAAUUUAGGUAAAAAAAGAGAACUGCUUCCGUGCUUGAGCAAAGUCACUUUUUUGUCACUGUUUUGUUUUUGGGUGUAUGUUUGUUUCUACCCGUUAUCUGGGACCCCCACACGCGGUUUUUGUCAACCGCCACCUCGGGCCACACUUUUGACGCCAGGAAUGUUCCGAGGAGCACAAGAAUGGAAGAGAAAGCCUUAGAAGUUUACGAUGUGAUCCGAUCCAUCCGAGACCCGGAGAAGCCCAACACCCUGGAGGAGCUGGACGUGGUGACGGAGAAGUGCGUAGAGGUCCAGGAGCUGGGCCACGACGAGUACCUCAUCAUCAUCAAGUUCUCGCCGACCGUCCCGCACUGCUCCCUGGCCACCCUCAUCGGUCGCCUGCUCGCUCGCUUGGUUCUGGCCACCGUCCGCUUCCGCCUCAUCCUGACUAUUUUUUGUGUGUUUCUUGUGCUUGUUCGUGCAGGUUUGUGUUUACAAGUCAAGCUGCAAAGAUGUCUGCCCUUCAAACACAAAUUGGAGAUUUACAUCAGCGAGGGAACUCACUCCACCGAAGAGGACAUCAACAAGCAGAUCAACGACAAGGAACGCGUGGCCGCCGCCAUGGAGAAUCCCAACCUCCGAGAAAUCGUGGAGCAGUGCGUCGUCGAACCUGACGACUGACGCGAGGCCCCGUGCGGGUGCGUUGAAGUGUGUGGAGGCGAUUGUGUGUUUGCGCUCUCCGGGUAUGAAUGCGGUUGUGUGUGGAGAAUUGUGGAAUUGAGUGUGCGCUAGUGUGAGGCUGUGUAUGUAUAGAUUUCAGAUGUGUGUCUAGAUGUGUGAAUUAGUUUAUGAAGAUGUGUUUUCUGGUAUGUGUGUGUGUUUACCGCACUGAACCAUGCGCAGCAGCCAUCUUGGCCCAGGUUCCCAUAAUUCCUUGCUGUCACAGGCGUCGGAUUGCUAUUCUGUUGUCCUUCAUGGACAUAAAAGUUUAAUUUACUUUUUCAUGGUGACGCACGCGCGCAGUCACGCGCCGAUGCAAAUGUGCUGUUUGUGUGUUGACUUGGUGUCAAGAAAGUUGAAUUAAAAGUACUGUCAAAAGCG
Syngnathoides biaculeatus (alligator pipefish) is the source of this 1290-nucleotide messenger RNA. RefSeq names its product cytosolic iron-sulfur assembly component 2A (gene ciao2a). Lineage: Eukaryota; Metazoa; Chordata; Actinopteri; Syngnathiformes; Syngnathidae. The transcript has 4 exons. The record is from RefSeq and is a predicted model, not a curated record. Bases 391 to 870 code for a protein of 159 amino acids.